Molecule: messenger RNA, 429 nt
Organism: Oryzias latipes (Japanese medaka)
Lineage: Eukaryota; Metazoa; Chordata; Actinopteri; Beloniformes; Adrianichthyidae
Source: RefSeq, a predicted model, not a curated record
CCUUAGGAAAAAAUGGAAGUAAAUAUAAACAUGUUCAUCUUCCACUGUCUGUUUUGGUGCUUUACAGAUGUGCCUGAACACGCAACCAAACUGCAUCGCCUGUCACAAAUUCACAUUAAAGAACAGGACCAAACUGAGGCUCAGUCACAGGAAGUCAAGAAGCUUUUUGAAGAAUACAACAAAAUGAUGUUCCUGCUGUCAAAGCAGUUCACCCAGUGGGAUGAGAGCCUGAGGACCAUGGAGGAGGCCAAAGGAAUCCGACCGGUGGAGUAGUUUCUGUAAACAGGAUUGGAUUCGAGGUGAAGAAGCCUGGACCACAGACAAAACUCUGUCCAACUUGUUUCUUAUUUUUCCUCCUGCAUCAGUUUAUGUUCAAAGAAACGCCUCAGACUGAUCCGCAAAUAAAUGAGAACAUUUUUGAUGAAUUAA